This is a messenger RNA of Desarmillaria tabescens, 295 nucleotides long. RefSeq lists its product as uncharacterized. The transcript is spliced from 3 exons. Gene Ontology annotation, molecular function: flavin adenine dinucleotide binding; oxidoreductase activity. The record is from RefSeq and is a predicted model, not a curated record. NCBI's taxonomy places the organism in Eukaryota, Fungi, Basidiomycota, Agaricomycetes, Agaricales, Physalacriaceae. The annotation marks the transcript as partial.
GUCUUCUUCCGGGUGCGACCAAAGCCAGUGUGGUGUGUCCGUUGAAUUUCUCACGGAUGCUAUUUUCCUUACCCUCCUCAUAUUAUGUUCGAGCGCUCUUGGUGCUAUAUAUGAGAGGUUCGAAGAUCUUCCUACUCAGAAUUUUGACUUCAUUAUCAUCGGAGGAGGAGCUGCGGGGAAUGUUCUUGCAAACCGUUUGACAGAGAAUAGUCACGUCUCCGUGCUCGUACUUGAAGCUGGCGGAUCGUCUGUCCUCCUCUAUAUGCUUCGGCUUUUAAUGCUGACUCUUCUCUAG